Nicrophorus vespilloides is the source of this 1537-nucleotide messenger RNA. RefSeq names its product alpha-methyldopa hypersensitive protein-like. The transcript has 5 exons. Gene Ontology annotation, biological process: catecholamine metabolic process; amino acid metabolic process. The record is from RefSeq and is a predicted model, not a curated record. Lineage: Eukaryota; Metazoa; Arthropoda; Insecta; Coleoptera; Silphidae. Gene Ontology annotation, molecular function: aromatic-L-amino-acid decarboxylase activity; pyridoxal phosphate binding. Bases 41 to 1537 code for a protein of 498 amino acids.
GUGCUUAAUCCAACACUGCGCAAAAGAGACAGAGAACGCAAUGGAUGUAAAUGAAUUUCGUGAAUUCGCAAAGGCCACCAUCGACUACAUCGCCGACUACCAUGAGAAUAUUAGAGACAAGCAAGUCCUUCCGGACAUUAGUCCCGGAUAUAUAAAGGACAAAGUACCAUCGGAUCCACCCAAAGAGGGUGAACAUUGGGGGAACUUAUUGAAAGACGUGAACGACGUUAUCCUGCCUGGAUUAACGCACUGGCAGUCGCCGAAUUUCUACGCCUACUACCCCGCAUCCUAUUCAUUCCCAUCCGUCGUCGGAGACUUACUUAGCACCGGUCUCGGAUGUGUGGGACUCAAUUGGAUUACAGGACCCGCAAUCACCGAAUUAGAAGUGGUCAUGAUGGACUGGCUUGGAAAAAUGCUUGAUAUUCCACUUGCAUUUUUAAAUUGCUCCGAAGGACCUGGCGGUGGUAUAAUUAAAGGUACAGCAAGUGAAGCAACUUUGGUAUGUCUUUUGGCAGCCAAAGAUAAAACCGUAAGGCGUGUAAAAACACUGCGACCAGAUCUAUGUGAUUCAGAUAUCAAAGGUAAAUUAGUGGCAUAUAGUUCAGAUCAUUCUAAUUCUUCUAUUGAGAAGGCAGGAUUGAUUGGUUCAGUACCAAUGCGUCUGUUACUCAGUGAUGAUGAAGGAAGACUCAAUCCACAAUUUUUGAAAGAAGCUAUAGAACAAGACUUGAAACUAGGUUUAUUCCCGUGUUACGUAGUUGCUACCUUAGGUACAACAGGCACUUGUAGUUUCGAUAAUCUACAAGAAAUAGGACCAAUUUGCGAAGAAUUCAACGUGUGGUUACACGUGGAUGCGGCCUAUGCUGGAGCUGCAUUCGUUUGUCCUGAAUAUAGAUACUUAAAAAAUGGAUUAGAAUACGCAGAAUCAUUCAAUUUUAACGCUCAUAAAUUUAUGUUAAUAAACUUUGAUUGCUCUAUUUUAUGGGUGAAAAAUGCUUUCAAUCUCAUUAAUGCUUUCACAGUAGAAAGACCAUACCUUAAACACGAAUAUGAUUCUGCUCCUGAAUAUAUGCAUUGGCAAAUACCGCUAGGAAGAAGGUUCAGAGCUUUAAAACUAUGGUUCAUGAUACGAACGUAUGGUGUAGAAGGUAUCAGGAAAUAUAUUAGAAAGCAGACGGGAUUAAUAAAUUAUUUCUCUGAAAUUCUGAAAAAGGAUUCAAGGUUUGAAGUGUGCUGCAAAAAUUUAGCGCUGCUAUGUUUUAGAGUGAGGGGAGAUGACAACCUGACGAAAAUGCUUUUGAAUAAGCUUUACGAAAGGAAACAAAUUUACGUAAUCAGUUAUACUUACAAGAAGAACACGGUGAUAAGAUUUUCAAUAAAUAGCAAUGAAUGCUCUGAAGCGGAUUUGCACUUUGCAUACACCGAAAUAUCCAAUCAAGUCGACGAUAUAUUAAAUAAAAAUUUUAUUGUAAUCACAAAGGAGGUGAACUUCAAGAUUGAAUUUGAUAAAUCCAUGGAAUUGGAGAAUAUUCAUUAG